AUGACAAUCUUAUCCUAUGUUGUCAGCGAAAAUACCGAAGGAUUUUGGCUGAAGAUUUGGAGAGAAAGGAUUAUCCUAAAGUUUCAUUUAUCGAAAAAGGUUUUUCUUGCCCCACCAAUCAAUGACGGGUAUUGGCAUCACGUGGGAGUAUCGUGGUCUCUUGGAAAAUACGCUAUUUUUCUUGACGGUACAUUGGUUUACAGUGGAAAUGAUCUCGGCUCGAGUUCACCGUUGAAAGCUGGAGGUGUCUUCGUUGUAGGACUGAAACUAAAAAGCACAAAUGGGACUUCCAAGCAUUCAUUCUCUGGAAAACUGAGUCAACUAAAUGUAUGGAGUGAGUUUUUAUCUUUCACAGACGAUGUCGAAAAGAAAUUUACAAACCAAAGUUGCUUAGAUAUUGAAUUUGGAGAUGUCAUAAACUGGAGUUCUCUUAAGAACAACAUGUACAGCUAUGGUGAUAUGGUCGUCAAGCAACAGCCAAGUUCGUGUAAGCCACUUCGAAAAAGCCCAAAGUAUGACAUUGUUAUAACACAAUCACAGGACGUCCAUACCUUAAAAUGGGAAGAAACUCAACCUCUCGACGCUUUCACAAUUGCAACGUGGAUAAAAUACGAGAAGACGCAAAUGGAUCUGGACACAGAACCUCUGUAUCACAGAUAUGUUGAUUACAAAAACGCUUCAGGAACCUCUUUGCUUUUAUUUUACCUUACCGCAGGAAAUCUCACCUUGGAAAUAAAUGGGGUUCACAAAAGGCAAAAGAUUUUAUCAUAACAUAUACCUUUCAGAAAGAAUGUUAGGCGAAUCUGUUGUGAAACUUUUCCUGAUGAGAGCUUGAUAAACGUUCGAGCCUGCAUCUGAAAACAUUUUCGAAAUGACAAAAAAUUAGUAUAACUCAUGGCUUUCCAAAAGGAAAUCUACUAUCAAAUGU
Dendronephthya gigantea is the source of this 928-nucleotide messenger RNA. Its product is annotated as sushi, von Willebrand factor type A, EGF and pentraxin domain-containing protein 1-like. The record is from RefSeq and is a predicted model, not a curated record. NCBI's taxonomy places the organism in Eukaryota, Metazoa, Cnidaria, Anthozoa, Malacalcyonacea, Nephtheidae. The coding region runs from base 1 to 771 and encodes 256 amino acids. The transcript is spliced from 3 exons.